Molecule: messenger RNA, 4877 nt
Organism: Macrobrachium nipponense
Lineage: Eukaryota; Metazoa; Arthropoda; Malacostraca; Decapoda; Palaemonidae
Gene: Vti1a
Product: vesicle transport through interaction with t-SNAREs homolog 1A-like
Exons: 5
Coding region: 80-751 (223 amino acids)
Biological process (GO): intracellular protein transport; macroautophagy; Golgi to vacuole transport
Cellular component (GO): late endosome membrane; ER to Golgi transport vesicle membrane; SNARE complex
Molecular function (GO): SNARE binding; SNAP receptor activity
Source: RefSeq, a predicted model, not a curated record
AAAAGGAAGAAGUUGCUGAUGACAACAACAUAGGCUACGGACGGAGCUGUCAACUGUCAAAGACCUUGGUCGUAUCACCAUGGAUAGCAUAGCCCUUUUAGAGGAAUUCGAGCAGCAGUUUGCCACGGUCACCGCAGAAAUCACCGCGAAGACAUGCCUGUUAACUUCGAGAGAAGGAGCUGACAAAAGAUCGCUUAUUGAAGAUGUGGAGAAACUUAAAGAAGAAGCCAAAGAACUGCUAGAAAGAAUGGAUUUAGAAGUGCGGGACAUGCAACCUCAGAAAAGAGAAAAAUAUUCCUCUCGUAUAAAAAGCUACCAUGUUGAAUUGCAGCGACUGGAAGCAGAAUACAAUCGCUCCAAGUCCCGUGUUAGUGAAGACAGUAUAAGAGCUGAACUAAUGGAAGGUGGUUUGGCUGGCCUUAGUACUGGAGAAGAACAACGGCAAUCUCUUUUGGACAACACAGUGACUCUUGAACGUACAUCAGGCCGCCUUACACACGGACAGAAAGUAGCUCUGGAGACAGAACAAAUAGGGGCACAAAUACUGAAUGAUUUAAAUAGUCAAAGACAAACAAUCAACAGAGCCAGAGAAAGAUUGCGAGAAACUGACACUGAUCUUGACCAGAGUUCACGCAUCUUGAACACAAUGCUUAGAAGAGUUCUACAAAAUAGGUUUAUAGUUUAUGCUGUUGUUGUUAUCGUUGCCAUUGUUAUAGUUAUAGCCAUAUAUGUUUCUAUGACAAGGAAUUAAUUUUGUAUAUAAAAGUAUUUUAUUGAAAUUACAGUGAUGUACAGUACAUAAUUAAAUAUGAUGGAUGUGUAGUGGCCCAUAGAUUUGCUUUUGUACGUGUAGCAUGAUUUUAUCCUGCUCAUUACCAUGCUGCUUUUGCUACAAUUUUUCAGGUCUUGACCUCUUUUUGAAUGCAUUCUUUGGUAUAAAUGUUUUAAAUUGUUAUUUGCAAGAUCCAUCUAAAGAAAAUGCUACGUACCAGAAGUGGAUCUUGAAUGUUAUAGUAUACUUUAUAGUACAGGUAGUCCCUGGGUUACACUGGGUUCAGGUUAUGUCUUUCCGGACUUAGGGCGCUGAUUGUUCACCCUUGUCAGUGGAUUUAUGCUGCCGUUACCAGCUUUACAGCACUGUAACCCGGAUUUACAGUGCCAUAUGGUGGUGUAAAUGCUGUUUAUUCCCAUUAUAAUUAUGAUGUUUUGGGUUACAGCGAUUUUUGGCUUAUAGCACACUGCCAGGGAUGGAACCUCUGCUGUAAACCGGGGACUCCCAACAGUUUCUAGCGCACUGCCAGGGAUAGAACCUUUGCUGUAAACCGGGACUGCCAACAGUUUCUCCUGUCCUUCUUUUUUCUUUGUCAAUUGGCACACACAUACACAAACAUAUAGUCAAACUUUGGUGUGAGGUUAUAUACUUAUAUAUGUAUUUAUAAUAUAACUUAUUAAUAUACUUGAAUGUUACAUAAAUCUUGAGUUUCAGAUUUUGUAGUAAAGUCUUGCUUAGUCAUAUAAAUUAUAGUUUAUGUAAAGUUAUUUUAGGCAAUUUUCAAUGAUUUCUCCUCCCUAGUACCACAUUGGAAUUAUUCCACACCAUUUACUUUUCAUUAAAAUAGCCUUAGUUUUUAUUAAGCCAGGUGCUCUGUAUUGUUUAUUUUUCUAUACUAAUCGCUGCAUAGUGCGUAUUAACAUCAGGUUGGUAAUCUUUCACUUUUAAACUUUCAGAUUAAAAAUAUGCAUUUCAAACUUCUGAAAUCAAUGCAGAUAUGCUGUUAUGUUCAGUUUAUAGUGCCAGGUAACUGAAGACCCAAUAUUUAUAUUGGAUAAAGCAAGGGUCCACUUGUAUAACUUUUAUUUGGCAUAGUUUUGAAACUUGAAGGAUGGUUAUAUUUGUUAGAUACUUUGUUAUUGAUUAUUAUUGUUUUCAUUGCAUAAAGUCUGAUGUUCAGAAUUCCCAAGGUUUCUGUUCUUCGUGAAUUUAAUUCUGAAAUACUACUGUACUAUUGCCUCCACGUGAGAUACAAACUUUCAUGGAAGUUGAGGACUCAGGUCUAACGUCAUCGUGUAUGUAUAGGUUUGUCAUUUUAUCAUCUCUCUUCUUCCAUGAAAGUGCAAGCUAUUUUGAUACAUUAUCAACUGCAAAUUAUCCAUUUGCUUAUGCUUCCUACAUAACAGUAUUAGCUUUAAGUCUGAUUCCUAGUUGUCAUAUCCCAUCCAAUGUGUAUAAAGGAUAUUUUUAUAAUACAGUACUAUUAAUAAAAGUAAUUGAGAAACAAAACCACAGUUAUGUAUAUGUACAUAUACAUAUAUCUAAAGAUAAAUCUGUACAGAUUGCUUUUGGGAACCUGUACAUAUUUAUCUUUAAAUAUAUAUACAUAGGUAACUGUGGAAUUGUCUCUCCAUUUUAAGACUCAUGCUACUAUGAGUAUUUUUUAAAUAAAAGUAAUGUCAUCAAGCUUAUAUAUUCUACUAUUAAUGUACAAAAUAUAUUAUCAGUAGUUUCUAGAGGAAGAAGUAAUCUUUUUUGAGGUCCACUGGUCUGUGUUGAAAAAAAUGAUGUCAGUAUAUGUAUUCAUAUCAGAUGUGACAAAUAAUUUUGAUCUGCAACAUUAAUUUUCAUGGCUGGAUUUUAUUACAAAAUUUUCCCUCCCACAGUAGUGCUUGUAUUAAUAGUCGAGCGAGUGUAAUCACACCUUUUUUUCUUCUACUGUACUUUAUAGGCUUAUUAAUGAUGUCAAAGGAGAACAUUCACCUUAGUUGUUGUCUUACUUAUAAUGGUCAUCCGAGAAUACUGCUUUGAUUUCUUUUCUGGCUUUGUAACCAUUUCAGGUGCUGGAAGUAGAUAUUUAUUUUCAUCAUCAAAGUGUGUUCAUCUGUUUUCGUGAUUUUCAUGGAAAUUAGAAAUGCUCUGUGAGUCAAAAUUUUUAAGUUAUUGGUCUGAUUAAGUGAAUUUUUAACUCAUAACUCUUGAGCAUUUUUUUUCUGUAGUUUUUUUUAUUUUUAUAUAAUUUUAGCUUCCUUGAAUUUCAUAAAAUGCAUUGUAGUACGUAUUUAUUUACUUUCAGAAAUAAUUUUUUUUUUUUUUAAACUUGGUAAGGACUUGAAAAAGGUUUUGAGUGCUCUUAGGUCUUGGAGGAAGGUGACGGGGGACAGCAAGCUGCAUCACAUAAGAAUUCUAAUGAGUGACAUGGUUUAAUGAGGUGAAAUUCUGUUAGGCUUUGCUCCUAGUGGCUGUGCUGGGUCUGAUCUCAACGGACUGAUGAUUCUUUAAGGCCGCUUGUGUAUCCAUGUGCAAACCCUAGGGCAGUAUAAGAUGGGUUCAUCCAUUUUCUAAUUGUAGCUCAGCAGUACAACUAACUAGUUCGUGUCAUUGGCUAGAAAAUGUUUUUCAGUUACAGGUUCAAAGAAUUGUAAGGCUAGAGGGUUAUGUGGAUACACUUAACAUUCUAUAAGAGUAGGAAGUGCCAAGACUCGCACGGAUAAGUGCGCGAUUGGCUAGGAUGAUCUGCUCGAGAGACCAAGAGCUAGGGAUUUGUCAGAAGAAUCUGGUAAAGGCCUUGCUGCCAUUAUGGUGCAGAUAAAAUAGCAUUUAAUUUCAGUUUUCUCUAAAUAAUAACUACCAACCCGAGAAGAGUCUACUUGAGACUCAGAGGUCUGGAAAAACUAACCCCUAUUAAUAAUAAUAAUAAUAAUAAUUCUCUAAAUAAUGAUUUUGGUUGUUAAUGCAAUUUCAACUUCAAUUUGCUCAAAACAAGGAUUUUAUUGUUAAUGCAUUCUGGCUUUGUACUGCAGCCUUGGUUGCAAGAGGUUGAAGGAGCAUUGGUACACUUUGUGCCCCCCCCCCCCCCCCCCUCCCCUUCCCUUUUUUUCUUUACCUUCCCCAUCUCUAGAUUAGCAAAAGCACAGAGAGAAGGCUGGGAAGGUAGCAGUCUGCAAGAAGGUUGACCUGUCUGUAAAUGGAUGUUGCUUUUCUUUGGAGUGACAGUGAUCCCUGUAGCUGGUCAUGGAAACAGCUGAUCAUGGGUCCAGUAGGUGGAUCAAGUCACUAAUUUGCUUGCUUCCAAAACUGGUGCAUAAACCUCCUAGUGCACAUUUGCAUGAUUUUUUUUAUAGGGAUGGUAGGACCAACCCUAACUCAUCCCAUGCACAUGCCUUUCUGGAAGUGUGAAAGGAAGAGUCUGCGCUUCCCCAAACUAUCCACCAUCCAGAUUCCUUGAAGAUGACUUAGACUUAGUAUGCCCAGACACAAGCUCACAACUGGUCUCCAGGCCAUCACAAACAUGAUCACAGUCUGCCAAGCAGGUGCAGGUUGGGCUAAUGUAUCUUUUCCCUCUGCUUUAGUCGGGGGUCCUUCUUGACCCAUGGCAGCUUCCAUGAGGCCUCAAGUUCCCAUGCCAGUGGAACUGCUACAGGCAAAGAUGGAGAGCCACUUUUACUUACUUGACACCAUUACCUUGGUACCAAGCUUCAGUGACUGGACCAUAUAAGACUAAAGGUUUGUAAGUCUCAAACAAAUGUAAAUUAUCUUGAAAUUACAGCAUUCCCCUUAGGAUUUCUUCCUUGUAGGGUCAAGGACUACUUAUGGCUUCGUUUCUGUUAAAACCAGGAUAUGCCUUACUCUUGAGAGCUUUCCCUUUACUAAUUUGCUUUUCUUGCACCACAUUUUGAUCAGAAAUGCAUUUCUUCUAUUUCUUGGUCUGAAGUAUCUUCUGAAUUCUGUAAGCCUUUCAAAAGUUUAUUACAUUGUAGACCUUAUAUUUAUUGUUAUUGUAAUAUGAAAAAUCUGUGAAACUGUUUGUAUAUACGUACAUACUGUAUUUUCUAUUGAUCUGUGACUAACUUUUAUGCUGCUGCAGAAAAACAAUUUCUUAUAA